AUGGCUGCAGAAGAGAAGCGGAAAGGCUGGGCUUCGAAGCAGCGUAGCGGGGCUGAACAGGCAGGUGAGAAGGAACCGUGCGUGCUCCUGGGCCAGCAGCUGGGUGAACCAGGAAGAUUCGCUUAUGCGGCGCUUUGUGGGAUAUCCCUAGCAUGGCUGUUCCCUGAAACAGAGCAAAGCUCCUUCAGGACGGGAUUCAUUGAGGGCUUCGUGAGAUGGCUGGGCCUGCCUGAUGCUGUCUUACCUGCCAUGACAGCAUUUGCUAGUGGCUUAGGAGGUGAGGGCACGGAAACUUUUGCCCAGAUUUUGCUGAAGGAUCCCAUCUUGAAAGAAAAUCCGGUUGUCAUUACCCAAGACCUUCUAUCCUUCUCUCUUAGAGAUGGGUACUACGAUGCUCGAGCGAGGGUGUUGAUCUGCCACAUCACCUGGCUGCUGAGAAUCCCCUUGGAGGAGCUGGAAGUCCUGGAGGAAUCUCUGCUUGAAAGCCUGAAGGAACAAAAAGAGGAAGAGUCAGAAACUGCAGAAGUAUCAAGAAGAAAGAAGGAAAGAAGAAAAAAGCUGAAGAGAUACCUGCUGAUCGGUUUGGCAAGCGUUGGGGGUGGAACAGUGAUCGGCUUGACAGGGGGUCUUGCUGCCCCUCUGGUUGCUGCAGGAGCUGCUGCUAUCAUCGGAAGCGCCGGAGCAGCUGCUUUAGGUUCGACUGCUGGCAUUGCUGUCAUGGCAUCCCUUUUUGGAGCAGCUGGAGCUGGCCUUACUGGAUACAAGAUGAAGAAGCGUGUGGGAGCCAUAGAAGAGUUUGAAUUCCUCCCACUUACUGAAGGGAAGCAGCUUCAUAUCACCAUAGCAAUUACUGGGUGGCUGUGCACUGGCAAAUAUGGGAGCUUCACAGCACCGUGGAGCAGCAUGUUGCAAUCGAGUGAGCAGUAUUGUCUGGCUUGGGAAUCCAAGUACUUGAUGGAGCUCGGCAACACCUUAGAUUCCCUGCUGAAUGGUUUUGUGAACAUGAUGGCUCAAGAAGCUCUAAAAUUCACCGUCUUGUCGGGUAUUGUGACGGCCUUGACUUGGCCAACUUCACUCUUGACUGUUGCCAGUGUCAUUGACAACCCCUGGGGAGUGUGUCUCCAUCGGUCUGCUGAAGUAGGCAAACACCUAGCACGCAUCCUGCUCAGCCGACAGCAGGGCAAGCGACCUGUCACACUGAUUGGCUUCAGUCUAGGUGCAAGAGUCAUUUACUUCUGCCUGCAGGAAAUGGCUCAAGAAAAAGACUCUCAAGGGAUCAUUGAAGACGCGGUUUUACUGGGAGCUCCAGUGGAAGGAGAAGCCAAGUACUGGAAACCUAUCACAAAAGUGGUGUCGGGCAGGAUCAUAAACGGUUAUUGCAGGGGGGACUGGCUGCUGAGGUUUGUAUACAGAACCUCUUCUGUCCAGAUCAACGUUGCAGGCCUCCAGCCAGUCGACUUGGAUGACAGGAGGAUGGUAAACAUGGACCUUUCGUCUGUAGUAAACGGCCACCUGGACUACAUGAAGCAAAUGGACACGAUCCUAAAAGCUGUGGGUGUUAAAACCAAGGGAGAGAGGGGCAGCAGCAGUCUUUUCUCCCCGCUCACCGAGGAGUCCCAGCGGGCAGCAGGCAGCGAGCCCCAGGAAGAGGAAAACACCGUGCGAGAGGAGGAUGCGGCUGGUGGUGAGGCUCUCCCAGCCGGCCACGCUCGGCGCCGUGAUCCCCCCGGCUGUCCCUCGGGAGAAGCCUCGCUGCCCUGCCCAGACUGUUCAAACAGCGGGGACAGCGGGAAACAGGCAGCGGGCGAAGGAGCAAAUUAG
Messenger RNA from Leptosomus discolor (cuckoo roller), 1821 nucleotides. It is a transcript of the gene TMCO4, whose product is annotated as transmembrane and coiled-coil domains 4. The record is from RefSeq and is a predicted model, not a curated record. Lineage: Eukaryota; Metazoa; Chordata; Aves; Leptosomiformes; Leptosomidae.